AUGCAUACAGCUUACUCUGCGGAGAUGGCGGCUGGCGCGGUGGAGGAUGCCUGGAAAGGUGACGCAACCAUGCGGUACGACCCUGGUAUGCCAGGAGCUCGUCGAACUCGGCACCGUCCGCCGCCACCGACGCACGGCAACCCCAUGAACGACUGCCGAGGAGCGACGCCGUGGCCCGUGACUCAGUCGAUCGCCCCUGUGGAGCGCAGCGAGGCCGUGCAAACGACGACAGCGGCGGCCCAGGACGCUUCCUGGCUUCACCAUGCGGCGUACGCGAGUUGUGAAGACCGCCGCCAGGCAGCUGUCGGCAUCAAGCUUGCCGCUCACACGCCGCAUGACGUCGAUGGGCGCUACACGAACAGGCAGCUGGUUGCUCCGCCGCCGCCACCACGCCCUCCCUCACCGCUGCACGAGCACUCCGACCAAGGGCAGCAGCCGAUGCAUGAGUACAGCUCCAUUUCGGACGGUGCCCGCCACCUCAACUCAGCGCGGCAUCGAUCAGCUGCUUCGGCCGCCGCCCUCUUUUUCCACUCUCCCUCCGUCACCGGCGGCUUCGCUGGCUCGCCUUGCGCCGGCGGCUCGGCAGCCUUCCGGCACGGAAGGCGGGCUGCUGCUGCCACGUCUGCCGUCUCUAGUACGGCGACCUUUGCCAGCGCGACAGGAGCGUCGGCGAUGGUUGCCACAGCCGCCUCUGCCGCGGCGGCCCAAGCCGAACCGUGCUGCGUUGCGGCGCUUAUCUUCAACAACGCCAAGGAGGUCGGCGUCGCGCUCUGCGAGUUGCCGUCGCUGACCGUGUCUCUCUUCCAGUACGGGGACACGGCCACCUUCUUCAAGACAGCAUCGCUGCUGCACACACGCAACCCGGUCGAGGUGCUUGUCCCAUCGACCGCCGUCGACAGUGAGCUGGUGCAAGCGGUGCUGCGGCAGCACGGCGCCCACAUGACCUUCACAAGCGUGCAGCGCUGCUUCUACAAUGCGGAGGAGGGGGUGCGGCGACUGUCGCAGCUGAAGUCGUCGACCGAGGCGUCACUGUGCAUUGAGGACACAGACCGCUACCUGUGCGUGGCGGCCGCUAACGCAGUCGUCUUGUACAUGGAGCACGUGAACGAUAUGCACCUGCUGCCAGGCUCCGUGCGCGUGCGGGCAGAGGCGCUGGAGCAUUACAUGGAGGUCUCCCGCACCACGGCACGGGCGCUGCAGAUUAUUCCGGACACCGCGUGCGUGUCAGCGGCGGCGGCGGCGCCGAUGGAGUUCAUGCGCAACGCAGCGAGCGGCAGUGAGAGGGCCGACCGGCAGCAGCGGGUGCGCGCUCAGCGAUAUGGAGCGGCGCAGACGGUGAUGUUUUUCGGCCACGACCUUGCCGAACUGCCACUGCUGCAGACGGUCGCGCUUGUGGACGCCAUCCCACGCGCCUGCACGGUCAUGGGCCAGCGCUACCUCCGCCGCACUCUUCUCCAACCGCUGCGCGACUGCGUUGCUGUCCAAGGCCGCCACGACGCUGUCGAAUGGCUUCUCUGCGAGCCGAGGCGACUUCACAUGCUGCGCACACUUCUACGGCAUACCGCCGCGCUUGACCUGGAGCGCUUGACGGCGACACUGACCCAUCGAUCACGACGCGAGAGAAGCAGCGCUCAGCAGCAGUCGUACCUGGAGUCGCUGCAGCUGCUCUGGAGCGCUCUGCCCCACCUGGAGCAACUACACGUACAGCUCAAGGCCUACCUGGGGCCGCUGCUGGGAGUGCAGGCACCAGUGUAUAGAGAAGGCGUACCGUCAUCGACACCAUCACUACUGCCGAGUGGCGGCUCAGACGCGGCGGCGCCGUCCCACGAUCUGCGCAGCACCGCAGCGCACCCUUCAGUACUGCACAGCAUCGCCACCGCGCUAGGGCAGUGCCGCUUCCCCGAGCUGGAGACCCUCAUGGGCACCUACCUCGAGCGCUCCGUGCUGCCGUCGGUCGUCGGGGACCAUGAGAGGAGCGCCGCGCACUACGGAGCGCUGCAUGGUGCCGACACCGGUAGCCCACAAAUCCCGCCGUGCGUGUCUGCGGUGGCGCAGCAGCAGCAGCUUCCGCAACGGCGGCGACGACGACUGCGCAGCGACGACGGCGCCGCACUGGACUCACCUCGGCACCCGCAGGAGCGGUCGCAGCGCGUCGCAGCCGUCUUUUUGCGGCUCCUUCGCAUGUGUUUCCUUGUGCAGGCUCCGCAUAGCGGCGAGCUGGACGCACUUCGCACGCGGCUGAGCCUCCGCAUCUCCGACAUCACCUCCUACGCGGCGGAGCUGCGCGCGACGUACCGGAUCUUCUCGCUGCGCCUGGAGCCGGACCCGGUGAAGCUGUACUGCUUCUCCUACGCCGUUGCAGAGGAGGCGAAGGCGCAGGCCGGUCCCUUCACGUGGCGCUUUGCAGGCGGCUCGCACUUCGCUUUGUAUCUUUCUGCCCUGCGUGAACAGCAGCUGCGGCGGCAACAGGAGCAGCACCAGGGUCAGGGGCGGACCCUGCGUUGCUCUCAGUGGCACCCGCCUACUUCUGCCGGCGACUCGUUGUGCACUGUCUCGUCGUCCCCUCCGGCGGAGCUGUCACGGCACACGAGCGAUGCGGACGGCGCCGGAUUCGACUCCUCCGCCAUUGAUCCUUUUUCCCCUUCCAUGUCCGGCACGAACCACACAGCCUCUCGUCAGCUGCGUCGCCGCAGAGUGCGGUGCAGCACAGAGGAGCUCGACUACCGCUGCGCCCGGGCACAGGAGUGCGUCGCCGCGGUCCUGCAGCUGCAGCUGCACAGUGUGCAACCCCUCGUCCGCGCCAUCCAGCAUGAGUUCCUCGGCUCUCUGCAGGCUACCGUAGAAUCGGUGGCGCUGCUGGACACUCUGCUGUGCUUUGCGCUCUACUCGCUGACACAUCAGUGCACGCGACCGGUGCUGGUCGAGCUGCGGACGGGGUCGACGACGGCGCCACACGUGCGCACGUCGAUGGCAGAGCUACCUGGGAAUGGCGAGGCAGUGGCUUCUACAGGGCGGAGAGCCACCUCAGUGACAGGCGGCGCCGGGGCUUCGUGGGACAAGAUGGACGAGUACACCAACGCCACAAGCGCCGCUGCCGGUGUAGGGGACCAGAGAGGUGGAACAGCCGCAUCCGCGGGGACGUCCGAGAUGUCCAGUGAUGCAGCGACGCCGUCAUGCACGCCGUCAGCGGCGGCGACGACGGCGACAGCGACGCGCCACGCCUCUGGAGUGCGUCUCUGUCUUGAGAACGCGCUGCACCCCUCCGCGACCCAGCGGCGGCAGCCACCAAGCCGCGCGGUGGCGCGUGCAGGACUGUCGGCGCGGUUGACAGGGGCGGAAGUGGUGGGCAUGGCCAGGCCAGCCAGCGACUCCAGCGGUGGUCUGACGAUGUCGUGGGGUAGGGACGACGGUGAGGUUUGUGUCGUCACCGGCCCCAAUGCGUGUGGCAAGACGACUUUGCUCCGAAUUCUCGGACAGUACUUCACCCUUGCGCAGGCGGGCUGCUUUGUGCCUGCGCAGCACGCGCAGCUGUUCCUUGCCGACCGCCUCCUUGCCCACAUGCUGUGUGAUGAGCUUCCCAGCAUCAUGCACUCUUCUUUCCGGCGCGAGCUUAUGGAGCUGAGCGAGCUGACCCACGCCGCGACGGCUGAGAGUGUUGCCCUUAUCGACGAGCUCGGCCGCAGCACUACCACCGCACAAGGCUUCAGUCUUGCCUGGGCCACGGCGCUCCUCCUGAGCGACCGCCGCGUGCACUCAGUGCUGACGACGCACUACGCCGGGCUGCCCAGCCUCGUACGGGCGCGACCGACGCGCGUCGUCGCCUUUCACUUCCGUGUCACCUUCCAGCAUCUGGCGGCGCGGGACGGGAGCCGAGACGGCGUGGGUGACUCGAGUCGGAGGGGGCCAGCACGGACACGCAUCAUGACUGCUCGCUUUGGUCACACGCUCUUCCCUGGGCCGUGCCCGCAGCGUUGGUACGGCCUCGCACUGGCAGAGGAGCUGCAGUUUUUCGAGCCGGUCCUGGCCAUGGCGCGGCGCACACGAACGCGCCGAUCGCCAACGGAGGCGCACACAGAAGAGGAUGAGGUGUGA
Leishmania mexicana MHOM/GT/2001/U1103 is the source of this 4092-nucleotide messenger RNA. RefSeq names its product putative mis-match repair protein. The record is from RefSeq and is a predicted model, not a curated record. Gene Ontology annotation, cellular component: nucleus; MutSalpha complex. The transcript has a single exon. Gene Ontology annotation, molecular function: ATP binding; mismatched DNA binding; ATP-dependent DNA damage sensor activity. Bases 1 to 4092 code for a protein of 1363 amino acids. Gene Ontology annotation, biological process: mismatch repair. NCBI's taxonomy places the organism in Eukaryota, Euglenozoa, Kinetoplastea, Trypanosomatida, Trypanosomatidae.